Messenger RNA from Microcebus murinus (gray mouse lemur), 5216 nucleotides. The record is from RefSeq and is a predicted model, not a curated record. Lineage: Eukaryota; Metazoa; Chordata; Mammalia; Primates; Cheirogaleidae.
CGCUAUUGUCUCCAGGCUGCCUGGGACGAGGCCCUUGCUGGGCCCGAGCGAACAUGAUCUCAAUUAAAACUAACGGCGGCCGUCAAAAUAGAGGAGAGGAGCCUGCCUGCCUAGGGGCCCCGAGAGUCGUGAGUCGCAGCUCCUUGCUCCAGUCCGUGGAGCCGCGGGCAGCAGAGAGAAAGGAGCUAGGUGCCCCUCGGGAAGGAGGCCCAGCCGGGCUGGAGGCCCUGCGUCCUGCGGGAGGCGAGUCUGGCCGAGGGGGUCCCCAGGCCGCCUUGCCGCCCCUCACGCCCCGAGUCAGAAAGACUUCUUCGUGGAACAGCUUCCUGGAGCCAGCCCUGCCGGCAGAUGCCGGGACUCGCGGCAGGCUGGACAGAUGGAUUUCUGGCCCUGCUGGCGCUCACAGUUUGGUGGGAAGCAGAUGUCAGGCCGGGACAGGCACAGAGACAGGGCACUGCACGGUGCCAUGGGAAUCAACCCAGUCCGGGGUGCAGCCAGGAGGGUGUCCUGGAGGAGUUACCGAGAAGGAAGUCCAGCAGUGGUACAAGGGCUUUAUCAAAGACUGCCCCAGUGGGCAGCUGGAUGCGGCAGGCUUCCAGAAGAUCUACAAGCAGUUCUUCCCAUUUGGAGACCCCACCAAGUUCGCCACGUUUGUCUUCAAUGUCUUCGAUGAAAACAAGGACGGGCGGAUCGAGUUCUCCGAGUUCAUCCAGGCGCUGUCGGUGACCUCGCGGGGAACCCUGGACGAGAAGCUGCGGUGGGCCUUCAAGCUCUAUGACUUGGACAACGACGGCUACAUCACCAGGAGCGAGAUGCUGGACAUCGUGGACGCCAUCUACCAGAUGGUGGGGAACACCGUGGAGCUCCCCGAGGAGGAGAACACUCCGGAGAAGAGGGUGGACCGGAUCUUUGCCAUGAUGGACAAGAACGCGGACGGGAAGCUGACGCUGCAGGAGUUCCAGGAAGGGUCCAAGGCAGACCCCUCCAUCGUGCAGGCGCUGUCCCUCUACGACGGGCUGGUAUAGUCCAGGGCCCAGAGCUGCGAUGCCUGGGAACCACUCGCCUCCUCCCGUGCCACGAGGCCACCUCCGCCCCGACACCGCCCCACGUGCCCCCCGGCCUUCCUCCGCGUCCACACAGGCCGGCUGGCUGCCCUCGUGCCGGGAGGCCCCGGCUCUCCCCGCCCCUGCCCUGCACCCACCCGCCACCUGAAGCCACCGGCUCCAAUUGCCAAAAACCUCCGCUCGAAAGACGACACAACGAAACGGAAAAGGCUACAGCCCUCUGCAAAACCACGGACUCGGGCCGCUUCGCAGGCAGCCCCUCGGUUCCUCCCGCUCUCCUGCGUGUGCUUUCGUUUUUUAUUUCAAACAGACGUUCUAAAAGAAAAAAACGACUACCUUCUGUCCUAGAAGACACAGACUGAAAGAUGGGGAGAAGGCCUUGGGGACUUCCGCCCCUCCCACCCCCCGAGCCCCCGGUCCCCUGGCAGCCGAGAGGCGGUGGCGGGCCUGGGUGUCAGGGGGCCUGGCCGAUUAGCGUUACCUGUCGUCCCUUUUAGCAGCAAAACCACCUGCGUGGCCAGGAUGAUUAGCGAUGAGGGUGACGAUUUUUUGUGAUAACAGUAUUGUGCUCUUUGUGGGGAAAGUGAGGUUUUUUUUAUAUACAUAUAUAAUUGAUAUCUUUUAUUUAUUGGUUGUUAACCGUUGCUGCUGCCUCCCGGGCCUGCAGCUCCCAGGGCUGGGGGCCCCCGUUUACAUGUGCACGCCCCGCCCGCCCGCCCGCCCGCCACGCUCGCUCGGGAGGCCGGUGGCCUGCAGCAGGCCGAGAUGCCAAAAAACACUUUUUUUUUUUCAGAUACUGUGCUUGAUGUUCGGAGAGGGGAGAGGUAGGAUUUCCUGACUGGCUAAUGCACUGUUUUCUCCAGCCGGAUGUCCCCCCAAGUCCCCUUUCCCUGCUGCCCCCCACCCCCUGCCAACCUUGUUCUCCUCUGGGUCCAUCACAUUUUUUCCGAGGACGAACAGGGAACAUCUUUAGAUUUCUUAACUCUCACUUUUCUGUUUGCCGCGGUAUGGGAAACGAAGAGCCUUGUGCUCACACAGGACUCCAGGAAGAAGGACCGGGUACAUCGGCCGCGUAGGGAGGGUCGGUCUCUGCGAGACGUUGGCAGAAGUAAGGGCCGCCUCCACCUCCUUGGGCGGGGCGGGGGCUUGAAGAUAUCCAGGACUCUCUGCUCGGCCUUCCCACCUCCCUGUCUGCUUUUCUGAGCGGAGGACACGGUGUUCUUUACUGUCCCUCGCUUAGCUCAAGGGUUGGCGGAGAGGGGAGCAGAGCAGAGUUCCCGGCAGUCCCAUUGAGAGAGUCUCUGCUCCUGGGGCUGUGGCCGGCACGCCCUCACGGGAGGCUUCUAGCUCUGCCUGCCACUGAGGCAGGAGUGGCCCCACAGCCGUCACCAGCAAUGUCAGGUGACCCUGGACCAGAGGUCAGAAGUCCCAGGUCUGGCCCUUGCCCUCUGGGCCCCAGCUGCCCAGCGUGCAGAGCUGGGGGCCUGGCCUGGUUGGUCCUGAAGGCCCUUUCCGUGCUGACAUCAUGUCAUUCCAAGCCUGGGAUUUGGUUCCCUGCAGUGUGUGGUUCUGUAGCCUGUGGCUGCGUUUGCUGGAGUCACAGCGUGGCCCCGGCUGCAUCUCGUGGCCAAGUCUUUGGGCACACAGCGUUGGUUGCUUCUGCGUGGGGUCUGUCCCAUAAGCCAGAUGUGUCGGGUGGCCACUCCUUGUCCCUCCCAGCCGCAAUUCGGGUCCCACCUGGACCCUUGAGCUCCCUUUUUGGCCCAGAACUAGUCCUCACCGAGGGAAGCCUUGUGGGGUGAGAAGCAGCCUCCCAACUGUUCGGGGCCAGGCCUGGGUCUGGAAUUCUUGCUGCUGCUUUGCAAAGCCCACGUCCUAUCGUCCCGUCCCCAGGGGCAGGUCUGGCCCUCGGCUCCCCCGAGUUGUCCUUGCUCUCCACUUUGCACACCCAGGAGGCCAGGCCUGCCUGCUGCUCCACCCUCGGCACGGAGGCUUCUGGGCACACAAAUCCUCUGCCAGAGCAGCUUUGCCGCGUCCACACCCCAGCUGGGCAGUCGGCCAGCUCCCGCCAUCUCCCCCUGGCAUGGGCAGCCCCUUUGGCUGCGCUCUGGCCCCACCGUCAACCCCCCAGGUCCUGCGGGGGUGGGGAGCAGUGCUUCUGCCUUCACAGGCAACUUGGAAGGGUGGACUCUUCGGGCACCCUGCUGGCCGGCUUCUGCCCGGGAGGUCUUGGGCUCACCACCCGUCGCUGCCGUUCCUCAGGCGGCUCCCAGCUGGGGUCCCAGGGCAGGGGACGGACUUGGCGACUUGGGGUUGAGAGAAUGAGAGUGGGGUCUUUCCCAGGUCAGCUUCCUUCUCUUUGGCCUCUGCCUGAGCCUCGACUUGCCUCUCUGGUCAAGUGGGAGCGGUGCUGCUGUGCCUCCUGUCCCGGAGGCAUCACGGCAAAGCCACUGUGGCCGAGUCGCCCUGCCCUUUGGCCUUCUUCCUGGUUUGGAGCCACGGUGUGGCUUUUGUCCUUAGCAGGCGGUGUCCUGGGGACCUUCGGGCCUAUGCCUCGGGCACACCUGUGUCCCAAGCCCUGAGACAGCCCAGAGCUGCCAGAAGGUUCUCCCUUCUGACUGGACACUGGUCACUUUCGCUCACGGUUGCCAGGCAGGGACCGGUUUCUGUACCCUCUUCUCACCGCCGAGGUUCUGUGGCGGCACCCUCAGAGCCUUAGGCCAGACCCUCCUGCGCAGCCCUCGCCUUUCCCUACUUUGUUUUCCACUGAGGCCCUGCCCCGCUGGGCGCCUGCUGCCCUCCCUGGCGUCCGCCCCAGAGGCCAGGCCCUCAGCCCCUCUGCAGAGCGUCAUGCCGGGCGGGGCGGGGCGGGGGCCAGGCCUCUUCCUCAGUGUCUGCACCUCACUUUGUGUCGAUGGUGACUCCGGAGAACCUGACGAUGUUUCCAUUAUUUAACGGGCAGCGUUUAAAUGACAUCCAGGCUAGCAUAGGUGUCACCCUCUGUACAUCUCUUCCCCCGGAACGCUUCCCCACCCGACAGCCGGUUUCCUAGAACAACGCACCUGGGCUUUCGGGGACGUUGUCUCUCGUGGGAAGAGGGCUGGGGGAGGUCGGGAAGCCUGGGGGUCCCUCCCAGGAGAGAAAGCCCCCACUCUUCCCCCCCUCCCCAUUGCCAAUUGGAAAGCCAGCCGGUUCCCAGCACAGUUUCAGCUUGUAAGGGGUUCAAGGAGGCAUGGGGCGCCCCCUGGUGUUGGCGAGCCUCAAAGGCAUCUGGGGGCUGCAGUCCUGCCCAGCAGGUGGUCCAGAGGGAGGUGGGCAGCCAGGAGGGCCUGGGCCUCCACGUUCUUGGCAGUGUGUUCCCAGACGCCCCCUGCAGGUGAACUAGCAUAAGGGCGCGGUGAUGGGAAGCCUUGCCCUGCCAACCGCCCUUUUUUUUUUUUUAAAUAUCUGCAGAAUAAACCCAAUGGUUAAUUUUUGAAUGAAUAAAAAGGCUUUUGUUGAAUAAACAGCUGGUCCCAUCUUCUGUCUUGGCAUCUUGGCAUCCAGGCUCAGGCUCUGUCUGCUCUCCGGGACUGAGAUAAAUGCAGAACACCCCCUGCCCCCUGCUGCACGUGGCCCUGUCUUCCCCUGUCACUGCAGUGGCUCGUGGCCCCAGGGAGGCCCACCUCACUCUCGGUCUGAUUCAGUGGGCAGCUUCCUUGGGACUCUGCAAAUCACUUCUGCUCGCUGGGUCUCAGUUUCCGCCUCCCUUCCAUGGGAGCAAGAGUGGUUGCUCGGGUGCCUCCCAGGGGCCUGGCACGGCCUGGACAUGAGCGCGGUGACCCCAGCCUCCUGCAGAGGUGGAAGCCAUGCCCUGAAUUGUUGGUGCCUCACCUGGAGCCUGCAGCUUUGGAGAGGAAUUUGGGUGACUCUUGCAAAAACAAACCAAAAAAGGCACUGUUUCCUGGCGUAGUUGUUUGUUUCCUUCCCUGCUUGCCUUCCCAGCCCCUCUGAGCCUCUUUUUGGGGUGCUGUCUUGUCUGACUCCUCUGGUGUGUGUUUCUGGGGAAGGGGUAGGCCCUGGCCGGUGGACGGGGCCGUGUGGCAUGCCCAGGCCUUCCCGUGCUCCUGCUGUAUGUUGUCCAUGUCAUGCCGAUUAAACACGCUUCCUGGA